Molecule: messenger RNA, 1839 nt
Organism: Glarea lozoyensis ATCC 20868
Lineage: Eukaryota; Fungi; Ascomycota; Leotiomycetes; Helotiales; Helotiaceae
Exons: 2
Coding region: 1-1839 (612 amino acids)
Source: RefSeq, a predicted model, not a curated record
AUGGGACAAGGGCAGUCCAGCGAUGGCGAGAAAAAGGUCUCAACUGAACAAUUAAGCCAUGAACUGGCUCGCAAGUUUGCAAAACGUUGCUUUACACCCCUCGAACUCUACUCCUUUCAAGACGUGUUCAGAAGCCUUGCAGAUAAUCGAGAUGGCAUCUCAUACCUCAAAGAAGACACGAUUGCACGGUUUCUCGAAAUACCAGAUGUCUUGGGCGUCUCUUCCGUUGUCUUUCAGAUGAUAUCAUACCUGGGCGCAUUCCCUUUCGGACAGGACGCGCCAGUUGUCUUGGGUUUUGAGCAGAUGAUUAUGGUUGUGGUCAUAAUGUCCGAAAGAUAUCAACGAGUCCUGAAAAAGGGCAACCGUGAUCGGACUAAGCUACUUUUCCGCAGUCUAGCUGUCUUUGAUAGAAAGGAGUCGCAUGCAAAAAACGAGGAGAAUGAACCAGAUAAGGGGGGAUCGAAGAGUACGCCGCGGCCUGAAGCUUCGAGAAGCCAUGUGGCCGGGUUUGCAGUUGACCAGGCCACCAACGAUGAGGAAGAAGAUGAAGAAGACGACGAUGAUCUGGCUCUCGCAGCACUGGAAUCCCUUGAUGCGAUAGAAGUUUUCCGACAUGGAGACGCCCCAAUUGCUCAAGCUUCGAUACCGUCCGAUAACUUCAAAAAGCUGAUUAUGCUACUGAUUCUGGUAGCCCCACUGAGCAAUCAAGAAAGCCUAGCAAACCAUGCCGAAAGGCUUACUGGUGAUCAACUAGAAGGUCUUCGCAAAACCGCAGACAACAUACUCGCAGCGUUUGUGAACGUGGAAAAGUUUCCCGGAGUCAAAAUACAUCAAUUUAAUACAGUGAUACCCAACUCUUUACCUUUCUUAUUUAACGGUUUCAAUCCGUUAUUCGAGCACUUUUUAUUCUCCAAAGAUAUCGACUUCACCAAACGAAAAGAUGGGGCGUUGCCACCUCCUCCAUCUGCUGUCCCAGCGCUAGAGCAACCACUCCUUCCACCUCAGAGGGGCGAGAUUCUAGAUCUAAAUGUUUUGUCGCAACUCUCUUUCUUCAUACCAGGAAAUACUUUGUUUCGACAACUUCGACUCCUUUACUCCGGAGGCGAUGCCGGGUUCUCCCUUGGAAGCUUCGAGACGAGAGUGUUCAACUGGAGAGCUCCUACCAUAUUGCUUGUGUCUGGUAAUCGAAUUUCGGAUCCUCCUGAAGGCGGCCAAGAACGCGCAUUCUCUGAUACUCUCCGCCCAAAGCGAUUUCCAGAUAGCGGGAAAUCAGAUCAUGUAACAUUUGGAGUAUAUGUCACUCAGCCGUGGCGGCAAACACACAAAGAGUGCUUUGGCGACUCUGAGACUAAGCUGUUUCAAUUGGAGCCAGUACAUGAAGUUUUCCAUGCGUCAAAUAUGAAUAGAGACUAUGUCGCCUUCACCAAGCCACCUUCGGCUUCUUGCGGUAUUUCCAUUGGUAGCCCUCAUCCUAAAGCGAAGCAAACGUCCGGGUUGUCAACACUUGUAAAUCUUGGAGCAGUCUCGUUAAUGCUUGAUUCUUCAUUUGAGUUUGGAGUAUUCACACACAACUACACAUCUGGUGGUGGAGCAUUUCACAACUCAGAAACUCGGAGAACAGACUUCCAAGAUCGAUUCGAGAUAGAAAGUCUGGAGGUUUGGGGAUGUGGCGGAGACGCCGAAGCUGAGGAACAGAGGAAACGUUGGGCGUGGGAAGAGCGCGAAGCAGAGGCACGAAGAAAGAUCAAUCUUGGGAGUGGAGACAUGGAAGCAGAUAGGCAAUUACUGGAAAUGGCUGGGAUCAUUGGAGGCAACCGAAGUGGUGGCUCCAUGAAUUAG